AUGCCAGACCAAGAGUUAGCAUGGACUCAAGAAAUAGUUCCCUUGAGGGAUUGGUUGAACAAGCAGCCUCACUUACCACAUGAUGUCGAGGAUUUCUUACUACAUCGCUUCUACCUCAGUUGCCAUAAAAGCCUGGAGCGUGCCAAGAGAACCAUGGACCUGUUCUUCACGAUGCGUUCGUCAACACCAGAUCUCUUCUGCAAACGCGAUCCGUGCUCACCUGAGAUUAGGAAGGUUUUCGAAGUCACUGAUAUGCUGCCUCUUCCGAAAAGGACAAAGGAUAACUAUAACGUCUUCAUCUACCGUUUAAGGGUACCAGAUUUGGACAUGUUCAACUUUCUGGAUGCCGUGAAAACAUUUUUCAUGUUAAUAGACACGCGUCUGACUGAAGAAGACGAUAUACCUUCCGGGGAAAUACCGAUUUUUGAUGCCGCCAAUGUGUCUCUAAAGUUCGUUGGAAAAGUUAAUCUAUCUGUGCUAAGAAAGUAUAUGAUGUACACACAGGUAUGUUUUCGUAUAUUUACUUGA
Messenger RNA from Pieris macdunnoughi, 528 nucleotides. Lineage: Eukaryota; Metazoa; Arthropoda; Insecta; Lepidoptera; Pieridae. The record is from the annotation of a GenBank genome assembly.